AUGACCCAUCAACCAUUAGAUAAUUCUUCAACAAGUUCAACAACAUUUCAACCAAGAAAAAAGUUUUCAUUACAUUAUGUGCUUCUAAGGUUUGAUAAAGUUUUUCAAGAAGUUGUUCGAGAUUCAUUAGCAGCAAACUUUGGAUUGCCAUCAACAAGAAAUGCAGCAUUUAGUAAAAUAUUCAAUGAACAUAUGAUAUUUUUAGCAUCAGUAUUAAGACAGAAAUUUUCUCGUGGUCGACAAGAAUGUUUAGUUUUAGAAAAAGAACAAUCAGACGAGUCUUUAAUGCAGUUAUGUCAACAAGUCGAAUCGAUCUAUAUUUUAAUUAAUACAACAAAUAAUAAUGAUAGUCCAGUUAAAAUUGAAAUGGAUAUUACGUAUGUACAUCAUCAAUUUUUAUCAGUAACCAAUUGCUCAUUCCUAAAAUCAAAUCAAUCUCCAUCAUGGUUUAUUUGGUGA
Messenger RNA from Rotaria sordida, 459 nucleotides. NCBI's taxonomy places the organism in Eukaryota, Metazoa, Rotifera, Eurotatoria, Philodinida, Philodinidae. The record is from the annotation of a GenBank genome assembly.